Messenger RNA from Tympanuchus pallidicinctus (lesser prairie-chicken), 2564 nucleotides. It is a transcript of the gene GNRH1, whose product is annotated as gonadotropin releasing hormone 1. Gene Ontology annotation, biological process: multicellular organism development. The record is from RefSeq and is a predicted model, not a curated record. The transcript has 3 exons. The coding region runs from base 2014 to 2334 and encodes 106 amino acids. Gene Ontology annotation, cellular component: extracellular region. Gene Ontology annotation, molecular function: gonadotropin hormone-releasing hormone activity. NCBI's taxonomy places the organism in Eukaryota, Metazoa, Chordata, Aves, Galliformes, Phasianidae.
CUCCCAGACCUUGGAUCAGCCUUCCACGUGGGCUCCACCUCUGCCACAAUCGGAGUCCUUUGCUGGUUUCCUUUACGUGGGGCUGUGGAAAUAUUUGUGGGCAACCAGAACCAGCUGUAGUCUUCUCCCCAGCCUCCCACCUCCUUUAUGUAACUUGGGCCCAGAGUUGAACAUGAGACGAGAACAGUUUGCUCACCACUGUGCUUCCUUCUGCUGUGCUGCAGGAGCAGCUCUAAGGAGCCCCACUGAGGAGCACAGCUGCUGGCAGCCAGCGAAGGCAGGUUGGCAGACUUGGCUUCAGAUGGUGGGUGAAUAAGAGGUGCAAUUACCUGGCUAAGCAGGCCCCUUCCCUUCUUUAAAUGCUAUCUUUCAGGAUGAGCAAAAUCUUCCAUUUCAAUUUAAUGUUAAUUUCUGCUAGGAAGAGCAGGGAAGGAAGCAGUCAUAAAACAGAAAAUCUCCCUUCUCAAGUGAUCUGCCUACGCUAAGGUAACCUUUCUCCCACUGAAACCAACUAUUUUCACAGCUUGAUCAGUUUAUCAGCUGAACUGCUGCUGGCUCCUCUUGCUGUGAGUAGGAGCAUUACAGCAGGAAGAAUUGCUCUUUGCUGCAGUCACUAAAUCCUCCUUCAACUAUUUACUUAUUAAAUUACAUUUAAUCCAUUAAUUUCAAAGAGGUCACAGGGGCAGGAAGAGAGGAUGUUUAAACACCACUAAACAUGAUACACCCAAUUGCACAUAAACCAGUGCAGAGCAAGUCGGAACAGUGGCCAGGUGGAUAAAAAAAACCAGGUUUCUGCCAUCAAAAUUAUUGAAUUUGACUUCUGAAUGCAGAUGGCGACCACGACCUCUUCAAAAGCUGCAGUGCAUGAAGUCUCAACAAAAAGCUCCAUAAGCGUUAAUGCCUAACUUCACACACCCAUGUAUGUGUGCAUCUGUAUAGACACAUAUAUCCAUAUGAACAGGAUUCUCCAUUACAUGUAUACAGAGGGUCCUAUUCAAGCAAGAGAGCCCCUUCCUCAGCACUCACAACCUCAUCAUCGAGUCUAUUUGAUCCAUUUAGUACUGCUUUGCAUUUUGUAGAGCACAGAACACGAAGGCAUUUUAUUUAAGCAUUAAGGACUUGCAGAAGAGCAUGCAAAAUGCCACGUGCUGGUGCAACCUCUUGUUUAUGCACUGAAGGUCUGUUUCCUUCUGAUACAGACAGAAUAAACUGAAUUCCUCAUCCAUUUCAACUCCUGUAAGGAACUCUUCAGAAAAUCAAACCCACAGAAGAGCUUUUGCUUAUUGCUAAAAAACCAGAAGCCACUGAAAGACCGUCUGUUUAUUUUCCAUGGGGCAACAGCAGCCAGCUAGGUUUGAACAUCAGGUUUACAGCCUCUUAAAAGGAAAGCUGUAACUUUCAUGGCUCUAAGAGAAAACAGCUGUAGGUAACAGCUACACCCAGCUGCUCCAAUUAUGUGCUUUACUUCUUUAGUACACGACAGCAACUUUAAGAACAAAAUUGCAGUCCGUAGGAUAGAAUGAGGCAGCGUUACCUGCUGUGAAGGGUUUGGUGGUGGGGUGGCUGGAUAUAAAGGGAGACAAGAAGCCAACUCACAGGACAUUUUCCAGCAGGGAAGCGUUGGAGCAGUUCUGCAGCCUCUCUCUGCAAGCAGGUAAUGUACUUGAACAGCCAUGUCCAUUUCAACUUUUCAGUCCUUACAGAUGCUUGCACUGGAAGGAACUUGCAUUAGAAGGCACUGCAAAGAGCACUUCUUAGAACAGAAACUGGCUACACCAAACCUGUCUGUCAAAUAUCAACAUGGAUUUUCACUGAACCUUCGAGGUCCAGGGGUUCCUAAAGCUCUGAAAGGGCGCUCAAAAAUCCUAAUUUAGAUCUCUAUCCAAAUGUCUCAGAUGUCAAAUCUCUUUGUGAUGAGUUGAUCCAUGCUCUGAGGGGCUCAGAACCCAGCUGUGACCCACGCGUAGGCACAGUGCCACCGGGGUGAUUCUGUAAGAUAAAAAUUGAGCUGUGAUGAUGCAGGAUCGGAAAUAUGCUUUGUUCUCUCAUCGCAGAAUGGAGAAGUCCAGGAAGAUCCUGGCUGGUGUCCUCCUGUUUACCACGUCUGUGGCAAUCUGCUUGGCUCAACACUGGUCUUAUGGCCUGCAACCAGGAGGAAAAAGGAAUGCCGAAAAUCUGGUGGAAUCAUUUCGAGAGAUUGCAAAUGAAAUGGAAAAUCUUGGGGAAGCACAGAAGGUUGAAUGCCCUGGAUCAUACCAGCAUCCCAGGCUGAGCAAUCUGAAGGAAACCGUGGCAAGCCUGAUCGAAGGAGAAGCCAGAAGAAAGAAGAUUUAAAUCCACAAAGGCAACAACACUCCCAGAAUAAAAUUUCAAAGCAAUGUUGAAAACAGUUCCUCCUGCCUCUGCUUUGAUUGCAAUACGUGAAUAAAUACUGUGAAAUCAGUGGGGAAUAGUGGAGGAUACCACUGUCCAGCUGACUUGCUUGUAGGUAAAAGAAAACACGUUGCAGUCCAGUGGAGGGGAAUCAGCUCUGUGGGGUCGGCUCUGCAUUCCAUAAUGACCGC